CAGUCUGUCUACAUCUGUCUUCUCAGUCGAAUGAAUACGUUACAUUUGCUUUGUUAUAUCUGUUAGGCAUACACAUCUAUACUCAUAGAGUUAUAUAGUUUGACCUGAUUGACAACACCAUGAUGUCCCUGUCCGGAAACUCUGUGUAUCCCCACGAUGUCCUCGCUGUGUGGUUAUGUCUGCUGACAGUAUCCCAGGCGUACGUUAAUGUCGCCCUCAACAAACCAGCGUACCUACAGUACCCAUACGGAGAUUACGACAGAUAUGACGCCAGUAACGCUGUAGACGGACGUAAAUCAGACCUGAGUGGUGUUGGAGAUCAAUGUGCUGUAUCAGAUAGGAGACAAACCGCCACCUGGUGGGUGAACCUGACCACCAUCCACAGCAUCCACCACACCACCAUCUACUUCGUGACGAACAAUCAACCAUUGGGUCCUUCUAAUUGGCGCACUAAGAAUUUCCUUGGAUUCUCGGUGUACGUCUCCAAUACAACAGACAGACUACAGGGAACACUGUGUUACAAGGACGACAACUUUACACUAGACACCAUACCUGCUGUCUUCACCACCACCUGUCCUGUACACGGACAGUACGUCAUCUACUACAACGAGAGACUACCAGGAGUUACCUACCCUAGGGAUUACUCUGACACUGUUUACACUGCCCUCUGUGAAGUGGAGGUGUAUGGAUGUCCUGCUACCGGAUAUUUUGGGUCCAACUGUUCCGUUCCCUGUACAGACGUCAACUGUCAGUACUGUCACAUAGAGACGGGCACCUGUCAGGGCUGUAAACCUGGAUACAAAGGUCACCGAUGUGAAAUCACUUGUGAAAGGGGAACGUAUGCUGCUGGCUGCAAAGAAACAUGUGGACACUGCCGUGACGUAAACCAGUGCUCCAUCAACAAUGGGACUUGCUUAACUGGAUGUGAUGCUGGUUUUAAAGGAGACUUGUGUAAAACGGCUUGUGACAGAGGGUCGUAUGGCUACGACUGCAAAGAAACAUGUGGACAUUGUCGUGAUGUAAACCAGUGCUCCAUCAACAAUGGGACUUGCUUAACUGGGUGUGAUGCUGGUUUUAAAGGAGACGUGUGUAAAACUACUUGUGAAAGGGGAACCUAUGGUGCUGGUUGCAAAGAAACAUGUGGACGCUGUCGUGACGGAAACCAGUGCUCCAUCAACAAUGGGACUUGCUUAACUGGGUGUGAUGCUGGUUUUAAAGAAGACUUGUGUAAAACAGCUUGUGACAGAGGGUCGUAUGGCUACUCCUGCAAAGAAACAUGUGGACAUUGUCGUGACGUAAGCCAGUGUUCCAACGUCAAUGGAUGGUGUCUGACGGGAUGUGACCCUGGUUAUCAAGGAGACUUGUGUAAAACAUCAUGUGACAGAGGGUCGUAUGGUUCUGAAUGCAAUGAAACAUGUGGACAUUGUCGUGACGUAGACCAUUGUUCCAAUAUUAAUGGGACGUGUUCGACAGGAUGUGAUGCUGACUAUCAAGGAGACUUGUGUAAAACUCCUUGCCCCGUUGGAUAUUUUGGAGAAGACUGUUCGGAGACAUGUAUCAACAGUUACACAUGUGAUGGAUGUAACGAUGUCAGUGGUUCAUGUGAUUAUGGCUGCCGUCCUGGCUGGAUAGGAUACUUCUGUCAAAAAAGUAGGAAUCUUACAUACACACAUAUUUUCAUUUAAUUUUGAGAUUGGAAAAAAAGAGUAUCAUCCAUUAUUAUUUUUAACAGAUAGGAAAACAUGAAUUUCAUAGAAGACGAAAAAACUAAGAUUUUUUUUUAUUGUAUUAUUUGUUAUUUUUUUUAUUAAUUUUAUGGGGGGACAAACUUUAAUAGGUUAUUUAUAUUGUUUAAAAAUGCUAAUGGUUAAAUUAAAAACAACUGUACCUAGACGUUAGUGAAUUGAGUACAUCAGAAGCCAAUAAUAUGUUCUUAGGUAAGUGUUUACAUUUUAUUUUAUUUUACAAGGGAGACAAACACAAACAGACUAACAAAUUACAAACGAUACAUUAUUAUAAUCAUAUAACAUUCAAGGAACACACUCUGAAUUUGCGUGAAAAUAAAUAUUUAUCGGGCUAAAAUGUUAUAAUAAAACAAUGCCAGUGUGGUGGAGUUUUUAUUUUUAUGUAUGAUGCAUUACAUGACCUUGAAAUAUUAAGUAGGUGUAUACAUCUGCAGCAGCUUUUUCAAAAAUAUGAAAACGAAUAUUAGACGAAAAAUUCGAAUAACCAUUUAUAAUUUUGAAACUUAUAUGUAUGCGCAUUGCAUGCGCAUUUUUAUGUGCGACAUCGCGUUAUUUUAUGGAGAGUUCUGGUAUGUAUGAAACAACAGGAAAUAAUACACGCGAUGCAUCAUGGGUAAGUGUUGAAACUUUGUCUGUGGAAUAUAUGAACCAAGACCAUUUCGUAUUUAGUUAUAAAGUAAAUGUUUCAUCUCUCAAAUUUAAAAAUCCUACAGAUUUAAUAUGUGUAACUAUUCAGUUGCAAUUAUCUAUUUAACAAACUUAGUCAAUGUUGAAGAAUUAAAUCUGUACCGUGAUUGUUAAACCUUAAGUGUUCCUAAUAAUUUUAAAAUAAUUUUUUUUCUCUUUUACGAAUUUUCAGACGUUUGAAUUGCUGUUCAAAUCUUGAAAACAAUGAUUGUGAUAAUGGUUUGAAAAAAAAAACAACAACAAAAACAAAAACAAAAAAAGUAAAUUAAUUUGAAGAUUAAUAUCUCCUAAAUUCAAGGACAGUAACCAUUGGAACACUCAUUAAAAAAGUUAUUAUAAAAUAUAAGCCCGAUGUUUUAGUUUCUGAAGCAAUAUGCCAUAUAAUUAUUUUCUUCAAAUAAUAAAACAAUAAUUAUAUUUUUUUGAAACAUAUUUUCACUAAUCUUCAAAAUCUUGAGUUUAAAUGUGGCGUGCCCAUUAGUUAAGUUAAACACUUUAACGGUUAACAGACGAAGAGCCAGGUCAUCAUGCUUCGAUGGUGCGGAAUAUAUGUGUUAGAUUAUUUGUAAGAUUAAUAGUUUUUUUUUAAAAUUAUGAUUGUUUUUAAAACACUGUUUGCAUAUAAUAAGGUGGUAUCAUGUAUUACUUCCGUCAUGUUUUGUUUUUCUAUAACUUCAGGUUAUUUCUCCUAUAUAUAAAUAUUUAUAUUUGGAUUUAAUUCAUAAUAGACACCCCCUGCUCAACGGAGUUUAGUUUAAAACAAAAAAGGAAUAAAUGACCUACAUGAGUACCGACAUUCUCUGGAGAGGUUACCUAUCCAAAUAGGACACUGUUGAUUCCCUUAAUAAUAUACUACGCCAUACUAUUCUUGUUGUAUAUCGAUCUAAAACAAGGCUUCACUACGUGAGUCUCAAAUCUCAUCACGGUGUAGAGAUAAGACGGAUUCAAACCUUUCGAUAGCUGAAGCAGACCUGGAUUAGUGGAUCGUCAUUUGCUAUUCCUAUUUGUUCAGCAUAAGACAACCGGUAGUGCAUUUGACUUUUAUCUUUUAUGUGUCUGACAUGACAUGUGGUAAUGAAACUUGUACGUGUCCGUCAUUACCUGUGUUCAAGAAACGUGUACGUGUCCGCCAUUAACCUGUGUUCAAGAAACUUCUACGUGUCUGCCAUUACCUGCGUUCAAAAAACGUCUAUGUUUCCGCCAUUACCUGUGUUCAAGAAACGUCUAUGUGUUAGCAAAUACCUUUGUUCAAGAAACAUGUAUGUGUACGCCAUUACCUUUGUUCAAGAAACUUGUAUGUGUACGCCAAAACCUGUGUUCAAGAAACUUGUACAUGUCCGUCAUUACCUGUGUUAUAGAAACGUGUACGUGUCCACCAUUACAUGCGUUCAAGAAACAUAUACAUGUCUGCCAUUUUCUGUGUUCAAAAAACAUGUACAUGCCUGACAUUACCUGUGUCUGAGAAACUACGUCCGCCGUUUAGGAUGCAUCAUACAAUUUUUGCAUCUGACAUAACUUGUGUAUAGAUACUUAAUGGAAUGAAAAAUUAGUUCUUUUCAAAAACGUUUUACUAUGUUGUAAUUUUAAGUGGAUUACAUUGUACAACGUUUUUUUUUUUUUUUUUUU
Molecule: messenger RNA, 4058 nt
Organism: Magallana angulata
Lineage: Eukaryota; Metazoa; Mollusca; Bivalvia; Ostreida; Ostreidae
Product: cell death abnormality protein 1-like
Exons: 13
Coding region: 120-1685 (521 amino acids)
Molecular function (GO): scavenger receptor activity
Source: RefSeq, a predicted model, not a curated record